AAGCGCUGGCCUCUCACCUCCUACUGGACGUCGGACCGCCCACCGGAGCGAGGACAAAAACAAUCGGCAUCCCUCAUAAAAUACAACAAACAGGAGGACCUAUACCGAAUUUUGGUAUUUUUUAUACCGUUUUUACCGACACGGACUCCACCGAGAGAGAAAUGGUCUCUCCGGUAACAGUGGUCAAGAGUGAAGGCCCCAAGCUGGUGCCAUUCUUCAAGGCAACCUGUGUAUACUUUGUCCUGUGGCUGCCCACCUCAAGCCCUUCCUGGUUCAGCGCACUGAUCAAAUGUCUGCCCAUCUUCUGCCUGUGGGUAUUUUUACUGGCACAUGGCUUCAGCUUCCUAGGUGCUCACUCCAGUGCCCGCAAGAUCUUGGCUGGCCUCAUCUUUUCUGCUCUGGGUGAUGCCUUUCUCAUCUGGCAGGAGCAGGGAUACUUUGUCCAUGGCCUCCUGAUGUUUGCCAUUACUCACAUCCUCUACUCGUCUGCCUUUGGGAUGAAGCCCCUUAACGUGUCUGCUGGCCUGAUGAUCACUGCUGUAUCCUCUCUGAGCUACAUGCUGCUGUACCCCUACCUGUCUGGCCCCUUCACCUACUUGGUGGCCGUCUACAUUGCCCUGAUCGGUUUCAUGGGCUGGAGGGCUAUCGCAGGCCUACAGCUGGCCAACGACCUGUGGACCUGGACCAAGAUGUCCGCCUGCCUGGGCGCUGUGCUCUUCAUGGUCUCUGACCUCACCAUUGCCGUCAACAAGUUCUGCUUCCCCGUGCCCCAUUCGCGUGCCAUCAUCAUGGCCACCUACUAUGCGGCCCAGAUGCUGAUAGCGCUGUCGGCCGUUGAGUGCCAGGACGUGGAGGUGGCCAGGAAAAGAACAUGAGGUACAGCAGCGAAGGUGGCAGCCACCCCCCCUCCGUCCCUGAGUGAUCAUGGACACAUCUCACUGCCAGAUCCCCAAACCCUCAACCCUUAUCUCAGUGUGGCGUUCCCACACUGCUGUUACCAUGAUGACUGGUCCACUACCAUCUUCACAUGGCUAUCACCCUACUACCCUGCUAGUAUGGUUGUCACACACCUGUCUUUUUACCACGAAGAUACAGUAGUAUUAUCUUCAGCCUCUCCUGACAACAGUCUUACCUGCCUCCACUGAUCCUAGAAUGGCUGUCUCUCAACCUAGUUACCAUGGAGACAAGUGUAGUAAUAUUAACCGGCUAUAUAUAGAGAGUAUUACUUUAAUUUUACCUGUUGUGUUUUAUUUUAAGGGGAGCAUGUCACUGGGGACCAUCAAUGAGUGUGUCUGUGGGAGAGCGAUUGUGUGUGUGUGCAUUUAUGUGUGUUUGAUCAACACUCUUACCUCGCUUUCCACACAGUCCCAUCACACACAUCCACCACUCUGACUCCCACCAGACACAUCUACUUUAUGUGGUCCAAUAAUACAAUUUAACAGCUUAUUUUUGUCAUCUGUUUUGUUGCCUGAGACUGUUAUUUUUUAUUUUUUUAUUUUUUUACAGACUUGCCCAUGUUUUGCUUUUCACUCACUGUUGCUCUGUGUUUCCCUGAAUUAAGGGUGCUAUUCUUAAAGUCAGGAGCAUAUCCACACCUGUUUUAUUAUCUGCAGUCCCUUCCAUUUACAACAACCACACUGCCUUUGUUCACUCCAGUAUUUAACAUCCUCAACAAAUCCACACCCAGUCUUUCCGGAUGAAUGAAUUAGGAUGUCCUUGAGUAAUUAGAUGAACAGAGAAAGAAUGACAAAAAAUAAGGCAAUGAGGUGCAAAGGCAAGGAGGGAAAGUUGCAUGACUGCAGCAACCACUGUUUAUUGUAGUUUUACUGAUUGAACACUUAUGUUAGGAGAGCUGGAGGUUGUUUGUGGAAGCUUGAUUCUUCCUGCUGAGAUGUUAUUGACACUGUCCUGCUGUCACAAAGAGAACAGUAAACACUGUAGUCACAGCAGAUCACUGUACACAUUAUAACAUGCUAUACAGUGCACCUGCUUCUCCUCUUGGUGUUAAGUCUCACAGGCUCACAGUGUUUUGCUUGCCAGUUUUUCAGAAACGUAAGUGCAAAUGUUGACAUGCUCACACACCUGGCACCUACAACCCCUGCUGUUUUAGUUAUUAGGAAAAGUUCGUGGGGGUCCUUAUUUAUGGACUAGAUCAGCCGACCCAUGAUGCCAUUGGCCUGGGACCAUGUUAUGAAGACUGAAAAGAAAGGGCUAUGUUACUGGCUGGAAUCUUUUAGUUUGUAAAAUCUCUGUGUGCAUCUGAACCUCAGAAGGCAUUCACUCACUCAUAAUGACACACACACAAACAUGCACAUAAGCAUACACAUUGCCGUGGACACAUUGCCGUGGGGCAGCCUGACUGAAAAAAAGAAAGGGAAAUGAGGGAACUGGCUUGUCAUGUGAGGGAACAGUUUUCCCAUUAUUCCCAAUAAAUCCCUCUCACAGGACACUUCAUCAGCUUUAAUCCUGCAAAAUCCCUGACAGGUUGCCUGAUAUUUUGUCUUUCAUCUAUCACACAUUUCCCCCUCUUACCUUUCAUUUGUUUUACCCUCUGCAAACGGUUUAUGCUAGGAUGGAGUGUCUUACUGAAUACUGAUAAGGUAUACUGUAAAUCGAUCUUCAUAUGUCUACUAAUAUGCAAGUUUUGGGUGUGUGAGCAUGUGUGAGAGUAUGCCUACUGCCUUUGUCUUAGCUGUUGAGUGAAUGUCUGUGUGUACCUGUGACAAGUCAGAACCAACUCAUGGCCAGAAAUGCUAUGAACCAUCAUAGUUUAUGUGGAGUAGACACACUACUGGAUAUCUUUAAUCUCAUACCCUUCACCUCUUGAGAUUUGUAACCUCUUUAUGUGCUCCAUAGCAUCCCCUGAAUGUGUUGUCAGUUAAAGAUGAAUUUAAGGUAGUAUUUGAUUGGAUACGGUAUAUUCAAACUGGGGUAUAUCUAUUCUUUAGGUUUAAUUUGACCUAAAUAGUAAGCAUUUCCAUUGGUGGACAUGCCUCCUCUUGACUAUACCCUUACUUAUUACAAGUAUACUGAAUGUCACUGGCUUCAUGACUAAUACCACUAACGUUUUGUAUAUUGGAAAUAAAAUCAAUUUUAUUACAAAUGUACACUAGUAAUUGAAAGUAUUAAUGACUAACAAAAAAUAGCAAAGGGACAGGUUUUGUUGUUUAAUGGUUCAGUCCACGUGCAGCUUAAAAUUAUAUAUUGUGCUGUAUAUUCAACAAACGGCCAUGGAAAAGAAACAGACCCAUGUUAUGGGUUCUAUCUGCUGGGUCAGUGACCCCUGGAGCUGUCGGUAACACACUUACAUACGCACAAAAAAAACACACACACAUCAAAAUUUGUUUAUGCAUCACAUGAGCCACCAUGACAGAUCUGCAGGCAGACCAUGGUGUUAACACUCAUCAGAUUUUUUUUAAACAUCAGCAGUGGCACACAGUCUUAAUUUGACCAGGAAAGACACUCAAGCCUAAGCGUCUAUUCCUGACUGCUGCUUUUCCAGAUAGUUCCUCAAUCUCCUUUUGGCCUGUCAGCAUGCUUGUCAGCACGAUAUUUGUGCUUUAUCAGUCAGAAGUGUUUCAUCAGUCCGUCUGUCUGGCCACUCUGUGACCAGUCCUCUGUCCCAUGUUUUAAUUUGCCCUUCCAGCAUUGCUGCAAAGUCCUACUCUGCAGUAGUCUCCCUCUUCUCAUCUCAUCCACCUCACCGGCAGAACAUGUUCUGUCAACAAUUAAUAUAAGCCUUUGUGCUGAAAGACAUCCACAGAGGCUUGCUAGGAGAAAUGCAUUUGUCUGCUUAUGCUGUUUUAAAUCAGGGUUUAGGUGAGUACAAGGAGAAAUGCUGGUUAACGUGAUUGACUGUAGUAUGCAGUCUAAAGAAAAACCAUGAGGGAAUGACGAGAUUGAGUCAAGCCGUCUUACUCAUCCUUACUAUGUGGGUAAUUUAUGUAAGCACUACUUUCUUUGUCUUCUGCAACAUAUAGCUUCCUUACUUGUGUUCCUACAGUUCUAAUGGCUGUAUGCCAGAAGACAGGCUUUACUUUGAAGUAUUUCUAAAAAAAAAAAAAAUUGUUGGCCAACCAACACUUUGUAAAAUCUCCACGACUUUGGAAAGCAUUGCUGAUUUUCUGAGAGUGAUGGAUGAGUGGUAGCAUGUAAAUCAAGAAAUCAACUCAAAUGCCAUAUUGAGUCAGUUGGUUGCUAAUUAUUAUGCCUAUCUGGAGGAUUUAUUCACUCUGUUUCUCCUCCAUCUUUUCUAUUUUUAUUUGAGAUAACACAGAUAACCAAAGCUGAAAGCAUAAUAGAGAACUGAACUAAUUUCAUUGAGUGGAACUUGUGAGCAUUAGAGUCCUCUAGUAUCCAACACCCAUUUUUCAGGAGACAGAGGUCCCCCCUCGUUGGUGCAGGAGUGCAUUUGGCCUUCCACUUAGGAAGGAGGUUAUUGUUGAGCGAUACUUUAGCUGGAACUAGGCGAGGAGGUGAAAUAUGACACACAGGGGAAGACUCUUUCCAUUCAGACUGUUAGCUGCCAUCCUGUCCCCCAACAGAUGGCAGGCCAGCAGGCACAUCACUUUACCUCAGCCUGUCAACAGCCCUGUUGUUCUGAGCUUUGUUCAUACAGACAAAGAGGACCUGAGAGAGCUCAGGGAGGCCAGUAUGGUUCAACCUUCGCUGUGAGUAAUGAGCUGGAACCAGUAGCUGUUGUAGUAGAGAGGGCCCAUGGUUACACUUGGUCCUUUGAAUAAGUUGGCACUUUUCUUUGAUUUCAAGUUUUCUCUCUUUCUUUUUGCUGUUGUUUCUUGUGAUCUUUGAUUUGAAACCUUUGCUGUAAAUGUGCUGUGCCCAUUAUCACACAGCGGGUGACAUUCAAAACAUAGAGCUGUAAAGUUUGUGUAUCUUUACUCAUGCAUGACAAGUAGGUUGAGAUGAAUCCUCCAACACCACUCAUCUACAGUGACGGAAGAGUGCACACUACACACCCAGGUGUUUUUAUGACUGACUGUCCUCCAACAUCAGUAUGAGCUUAUGACGAGUAUGUAAAAAUAAUGCCGAAUCUUCUCUUUGUAAUAUUAAUCUGAAUCUACUGUGUGCUGCACUUUUCUGUGCCCAGACAAAGGCCAGUCAGUUCCUCUGUAAAACUAGCAGCUAUAGUGUUUAAAACAAAAGGACUGUUGUGUACUGUAUCCUUUAAAGUAUAUGCUCCUUUUCCCUUUAUUCUUUCCAUUUCUUUCUUUAAGAGAGAAAACAGAAGUCUCUGUUUUGAUGUUGAUGGUUUAAGCACAAGAAAGUGAUGCAUUGACGCGUGAGAAUGAGCUUUUUUCUCUAAAAGGCAUUAAUUGCUUAAGUGUUACAAACCUUUUAUAUAUAAAUCUUUUUUUAAAAGUGUUAUUCUUUUAUUUGCAGCCCCAAAUGUUAUUUUGCCUGUCACUGUGGAAAAAGCUGGGUUUGUUUUCCACAAAUAACUUUAUUUUUUUUUUUAUUGAAGUAUCAUUACAAUGCAUCAUUUGACUUCAUUUUAUGGACAAUUUUUUUCUCUUAUUUUUUCCUGUGAUAUACUUUACCUUGUUGUCCUUAAAUUUCACUUUGUGAUUUCUUUCUUUCAUGGCUGUAGAGCUGAAAUAGUUUCUUUGCUGUAGUGAAACUGAUAUGAAUGUGAAUAUCUAUUGCAAAAUAAAUGCAAUUACAAUGCAACCGCAA
Molecule: messenger RNA, 5694 nt
Organism: Siniperca chuatsi (mandarin fish)
Lineage: Eukaryota; Metazoa; Chordata; Actinopteri; Centrarchiformes; Sinipercidae
Gene: tmem86a
Product: transmembrane protein 86A
Exons: 3
Coding region: 162-875 (237 amino acids)
Cellular component (GO): membrane
Source: RefSeq, a predicted model, not a curated record